UCCAUAAUCCAUGCCACAAAACAUACGAGCUGUCACCUUCUUGUUCCAGUCGUCGUGUCACAUUCGGCCAGUUUGGCGGCGUUUUGUCCUGACGACAGUCUCUCUGUUCGUUGCUGACGAACUUCACCACACCCCCCUAUUCGAGCUCUGCUGUUCCUUCAGUCAGCUUGGCUUCCAUUAAUCCAUCCCCGCUUCUUCACCAGUUAGCUUCAACUUCAAUUGCUAUGGGCCACCUCCGCAGAUGGGUUCCCCUAAUUUUGAUUCUCUGCAUACUCAUCCCUCUGGGCUCUCCAAGGUCGAUUCUGACCGCCGAAGAGCUGGCCCUCGUCCCGGCCAGUUUCCUCGACCUUGCGAGGUCGCCGGAGGUGUCGGAGUACAUGGUGAGGAUCAGGAGGAGGAUCCACGAGUACCCGGAGCUCGGGUUCGAGGAGUUCGAGACCAGUAAGCUCAUCAGGACCGAGCUUGACGAGAUGGGGAUCCAUUACAGGUACCCACUUGCCGUUACUGGCGUUGUCGGUUACAUCGGGACCGGGAAGCCCCCCUUUGUGGCUCUCAGGGCAGACAUGGAUGGCCUUGAUAUGGAGGAGAGAGUGGAAUGGGAGCAUAAAAGCAAAGUUCCCGGAAGAAUGCACGCCUGUGGACACGACGCGCAUGUGGCAAUGCUCCUCGGUGCUGCAAAGAUGCUGCAAGGUCGUCAGGAUGAGUUGCAGGGAACAGUCGUUCUUGUUUUCCAACCAGCUGAGGAAGGAGCUGGGGGAGCAAAGAUGAUGAUAGAGCAUGGAGCUCUCGAAAAUGUGAGUGCCAUCUUUGGAGUACACGUAGCUGCCAUGGACCCCAUUGGAGCUGUAGCGAGCAGGGCCGGCCCAAUCAUGGCUGCUUGUGGCUUCUUUGAAGCAGUUAUAACUGGAAAGGGGGGCCAUGCUGCCAUUCCUCAGUAUGCGGUAGAUCCAAUUGUAGCGGCCUCAAGCGUGAUCGUUAGUCUCCAACAUCUUGUUUCACGUGAAGCCGAUCCUCUCGAUUCUCAAGUAGUCACGGUAGCGAAAUUUGAAGGAGGUGAGGCUUUCAAUGUCAUUCCUGAUUCUGUCACAAUUGGCGGAACAUUCCGAGCAUUCUCAAAGGAGAGCUUUCACCAACUCAGACAGAGAAUCGAAGAGGUAAACAUAGGACAAGCUAGUGCGCACAGAUGCAAUGCUUCAGUCUCUUUUGCCGAGCCAAUCGACCCAGUAACAGAAAACGACCGAUAUCUCCACCAACACUUCCUUAAUGUUGCGGAGGACAUGUUGGGCGUCAGCAAAAUCAUAGAGAUGAGACCAAUGAUGGGUUCGGAGGACUUCUCGUUCUACUCAGAAGUGAUUCCCAGCUACUUUUACUAUGUCGGGAUGAAGGACGAGGUAGGAGUCUCUGAACCAGAGCAUUCUCCUCACUAUCGGGUCAAUGAAGAUGUCCUCUCUUAUGGAGCGGCGCUUCAGGCGUCACUAGCCACAAGGUACAUCCUCGAACAUCACCACGGAAAUAAUGCAGUGGAAGAAGUCCCUCAUGAUGAACUGUGAUGCUUGCGACUCAGGAUCAAUCAGCAAAGCUAGAGUUCAGUUAUGGACAUUCAUAUGGCUUCCACUAGUUCACAUGUAAUUGACAUAUCGGACUACAAGAUUGGCAAGUUGAACGAUCUACAGAUUCUUCUGCCAUUCAGCCCAAUCUACUGCAAAUCAAAAGCUGGUAGCCAAUGGUUCAGUUCUACUUUCUAAAGCA
This is a messenger RNA of Punica granatum (pomegranate), 1749 nucleotides long. The record is from RefSeq and is a predicted model, not a curated record. Lineage: Eukaryota; Viridiplantae; Streptophyta; Magnoliopsida; Myrtales; Lythraceae.